Triticum dicoccoides is the source of this 1513-nucleotide messenger RNA. RefSeq names its product inactive anthranilate O-methyltransferase 1-like. The coding region runs from base 124 to 1209 and encodes 361 amino acids. The transcript has 5 exons. Lineage: Eukaryota; Viridiplantae; Streptophyta; Magnoliopsida; Poales; Poaceae. Gene Ontology annotation, molecular function: methyltransferase activity. The record is from RefSeq and is a predicted model, not a curated record.
CUCAAUGGGUGGGCUCCAGGAGGAUGUUCAAGCUUGUGUGAUGCAAAUGCAGCAAGCCGCUUGCAAGCCCGAGGAUGCCUCGAGAUUCAAGAUCUCGAGUUUUGCUCUGCUCCAAGCAAAGCCAUGGCCUCCGAACAGAUGGUGCAUAUGAGUCAAGGACAAGGGGAAACUAGCUAUGCUCGCAACUCCAGUUUUCAGAAGGCUGAGCAGAACAGGAUGAAAUCCCUCAUAGAAGCGGUCAUCGCCGACUUAUGCGGCAGCAGCAGUACCUUGUUGCAUGGAAAGGUAGUAAUCGCGGACUUGGGAUGCUCCUCCGGCCCAAAUGCGCUAGCACUGGUAUCAACUGCCAUCAAUGCCAUCCACAGCCAAUGCCUUCACUUACAGCAGCCACCACCUGAAGUAUGCGUGCUACUCAACGACCUGCCUGACAAUGACUUCAACACGGCGGUGAAGAGCUUGGUCACGCUCCGUCAAAGCAAGGAUCCUGUUGUCCUGACCGGUGUCAUACCGGGGUCGUUUUACGAGCGGCUCUUUACUAGUGACUCCUUGCAUCUUGUAUGCGCGUCCAACAGCUUGCAAUGGCUCUCAAAGGCUCCUGAGGAUCUAACGAGAAAUCGCAUCCCAGCGUUCGAUACUGAUGAACAUGUUAGGCAUGAAAGGCUCCCAAUCGUCCGUGAGGCUUAUGCACAUCAGUUCAGGGAAGAUUUCACACUUUUCCUGCAGCUGAGAGCCAAAGAAUUGGUCUCGGGAGGCCGAAUGGUUAUUUCCCUAGUAGGGACGCGUUCUAAUGUAAUUGCUUCCAAAUUCUUUCUUUUCCCAGGAAUUGUAGCUCAAAUUCUAAGUGUCAUGGUCACUGAGGGUGUGAUCGACAAAGAAAAGUUUGAUUCUUUCUAUGUGCCCGUGCAUGGACCUUCCGGCGAAGAGGUGAGGGAAAUCAUUGAAGAAGAGGGCUCCUUUUCCAUCAGGGAGAUGCGGGUGCACGACCCUACGACCGAAAUGAACACUGCUCUGAGCACCCCAAGGAAGUUCGUCAAUAAUCUGAGAGCCUUAUUCGAGCCGAUAAUAGUCCAGCAUUUUGGAGACAUUAUGGAUGAAUUUGUGAGGACUGCGGAGCUGCACUGGAGCCUGGAUCCGGAUGGGAGCUUGCAAGAGGAGCGGGCCAGAACCUCUCGAGCUAUGCUGGUUGUAUCCCUCGCAAAGGUGUCAUGAUGAAGUAAAGGUGCCUGAAGAUUACAUGCACCGAAUUUCAUAAAAUUGUACUAUUGCUUACUUUGAAGCAACAAUGUGUGCCCAUUUAAUUGUGUGAACUACUGUAGUAGUGGUGUUCCGUGAAUGUACUCAUGGAUGCACCAAAUGAACUUCCAUCUCGCAUAUAAAUAAGCAAAAUGCCGUUGCGUGUGCAAUGUGGUGUGAUGUAUGGUGUGCACAAAUUCAGCCAGACAUUUGUGUCAUGUAUCUGUUUUAGUAAGAUCUGCAAUGAGAGUGAAGCAGCCAGAAAUUCCAACCUUCGUUA